Messenger RNA from Danaus chrysippus (African queen), 669 nucleotides. The record is from the annotation of a GenBank genome assembly. Lineage: Eukaryota; Metazoa; Arthropoda; Insecta; Lepidoptera; Nymphalidae.
AUGUCGGCGUCUCUAGACUCUGCUUUGGAUCCCAUGGAGGAAAUAAGAUUCCGAAAGAAGCAUGGUUCUAUGUGGAUAGAAAUACAGAAAGAAACUCAUUUUACAUUCGAUGAAUUAGAACAGAUUAUGGUGAUAUUUUUUAAAAUACAGAAACGUGAUGAAAAACCCGUUGCGUCAGACUUAAUAUCAAGAGCACAUUUCCGUGAUGUUCUGCAUACUGGUCUUGGAAUGACUGAUGCAUAUAUGAUGGAACGCGUUAUGGUGGCUUUAGAUCGAGGAACAUCUCCUUACGUCACUAUGGCAACCUUCGCAAAGGCAUUAUCACUUUACUUACGUGGGGACUUGGAAGAAAGAAUUUCAUAUGCUUUUACAUGCUAUGAUUUGUUAGGGGAAGGUCAUUUAAGAAGGGAAACCAUGUACCAGCUGAUGAAGAAGAGCAUAGCGAAGGCUUCACGAGAUGACGAUGUCGAGGAAGCUGUAAAAGAGCUGGUUGACAUUAUGUUGAAACGGAUGGAUGUAGAUUUGGACGGCGUUAUAAGUUUUGAUGACUUUCAUAAGUCGGUCGUAAAUACCCCCUCCUUACUGGAAAGCCUUGGAUACUGCCUCCCAGAGCGACCAGCGGUCUAUUCAUUUCUAGCAACGUGGUGCCCUACGUGGGACAAAAUGUAG